GCGUCCGCCGCCCUCGAGUCUCCCCAGCUGUACCAGGGGUGCAGGCGCCGUCCUGCCUGCCUUCCUUGGGGAAGGUUGGGAGGCCGGAGCUAGGCGGCCGGCGGGGUCCAGACCACCCACGGGCGUCGGAGCGGAGCAGCGGACCCAGUUCAUCCCCCGGGUGGGCGGGGCUCCCAGCUGCUGCCCACGCGGGGCUCGGCUGGGCUUUCCGCGGGGUCCUAGUGAGCGCCGCCGCGCAGCAAACCUCGGGGACCGGGAGGUCACUCGACCGCGCGCGCUGCUCCCGGGUGCCCUGUGACCCGACAGCGGAGCUCGCGGCGGCUGCCACCCGCCCCCCCCCCCGGCCAUGAGGCGCGCGCCUUCCCUGGUCCUUUUCCUCCUGUUCGCCCUUUGCGGGCGCGGGGACUGCCGCGUGGCCAAUGCUGAGGAGAAGCUGAUAGACGAUCUUCUGAACAAAACCCGUUACAACUACCUGAUCCGCCCAGCCUCCAGCUCCUCACAACUCAUCUCCAUCAAGCUGCAGCUCUCCCUGGCCCAGCUCAUCAGCGUGAAUGAGCGAGAGCAGAUCAUGACCACCAAUGUCUGGCUGAAACAGGAAUGGACUGACUACCGCCUGACCUGGAACAGCUCCCGCUAUGAGGGUGUGAACAUCCUGAGGAUCCCGGCAAAGCGCCUCUGGUUGCCCGACAUUGUGCUUUACAACAACGCCGACGGGACCUAUGAGGUGUCUGUCUACACCAAUGUUAUAGUCCGGUCCAAUGGCAGCGUCCUGUGGCUGCCCCCUGCCAUCUACAAGAGCGCCUGCAAAAUUGAGGUGAAGCACUUUCCCUUCGACCGGCAGAACUGCACCCUCAAGUUCCGUUCCUGGACCUACGACCACACGGAGAUAGACAUGGUCCUCAUGUCGCCCACAGCCAGCAUGGAUGACUUUACUCCCAGUGGCGAGUGGGACAUAGUGGCCCUCCCAGGGCGAAGGACAGUGAACCCACAGGACCCCAGCUACGUGGACGUGACUUAUGACUUCAUCAUCAAGCGCAAGCCGCUGUUCUACACCAUCAACCUCAUUAUCCCCUGCGUGCUCAUCACCUCGCUGGCCAUCCUCGUCUUCUACCUGCCAUCCGACUGUGGCGAGAAGAUGACGCUGUGCAUCUCCGUGCUGCUGGCGCUCACCGUCUUCCUGCUGCUCAUCUCCAAGAUCGUGCCGCCCACCUCCCUCGACGUGCCGCUCAUCGGGAAGUACCUCAUGUUCACCAUGGUGCUGGUCACCUUCUCCAUCGUCACCAGCGUCUGUGUGCUCAAUGUGCAUCACCGCUCGCCCAGCACCCACACCAUGGCGCCCUGGGUCAAGCGCUGCUUCCUGCACAAGCUGCCCACCUUCCUCUUCAUGAAGCGCCCUGGCCCCAACAGCAGCCCGGCCAGAGCCCUCCUGCCCAGCAAGUCACGCCUGACCAAGCCCGAGGCCGCUGCCACCUCCGCCAGCCCCUCCAACCUCUAUGGGAACUCCAUGUACUUUGUGAACCCUGCCUCUGCAGCUCCCAAGUCUCCAGCCGGCUCCACCCUGGUGGGUGUCCCCAGGGACUUCCGGCUGCGGUCCUCCAGGAGGUUCCCACAGGAUGUGCAGGAGGCAUUAGAAGGUGUCAGCUUCAUCGCCCAGCACAUGAAGAAUGACGAUGAAGACCAGAGUGUCAUUGAGGACUGGAAGUACGUGGCUAUGGUGGUGGACCGGCUAUUCCUGUGGGUGUUCGUGUUUGUGUGUGUCCUGGGCACUGUGGGGCUCUUCCUACCGCCCCUCUUCCAGACCCAUACAGCUUCUGAAGGGCCCUAGGCUGCCCAGCGUGACUGAGGGCCUCCUGUAUUGUGGAGUAAGAGGAUGCGAGUGGCCAGGUGGACAGUUUGCUGCUUCCUUCUGGGUUGUGGCUGAUGAGGCCCUAAAUAAAUAUGUGACCAUUGGCCAUCAACCCCAUCAAACCAGCCACAGCUGUGGAAGAGGCAAGGAUGGGGGCCUGGACUGUCCUCUCCGAAUCCUUGGAGGGAUCCCAGGAAGCCCCAGCAAGAGGGAGCUUCAGACAGUUCAGUUCCGCCCUGUCUUUCUUCCCUGCACCGGGCACUGGGGAAGAAGAUGAACACUGUAGCAGCACCUACUACGUACCAGGCAUGAUGUCAGCCUGCCUCUCCAUCCCCAUCUCGCUCCACUUCCCCUCGUCCAGUCCCUCACACACUUGUAGAUUCUUCCCAGCUCAGAGGCUUGGCAUUUGCCAUAUCUUGUUAUUUUUGAAACAGAGUCUCACUCUGUCCCCCAGGCUGGAGUGCGGUGUUGCAACCUCGGCUCACUGCAACCUCUGCCUCCCAGGUUCAAGUGAUUCUCCUGCCUCAGCCUCCCCAGUAGCUGGGAUUACAGGCAGCCGCCACCACGCCCAGCUAAUUUUUGUAUUUUUGUUGGCCGGGCUGGUCUCAAACUCCUGACCUCAAACGAUCUGCCCUCCUCAGGCUCCCAAAGUGCUGGGGUUACAAGCAUGAGCCACUAUGCCUGGCUUGCUGUAUCUUCUACCUGAACCUUUUUCCCCCAGGGCUUCCCAAACUCUUUCCACAAUCACAUGAGUCAGGGCAUGGCUCCAAUCCAUCCUUUGCUGCAAUGUCCCCUCCUCUGCGAGGCCUUCCCUAAGCACCCAAUCAUUCUAAAGCAGUCUCUCUAUGGCCACGUUACCUUGCCACCUUCCUCGAGCACUCCUCGGUACCUGCCACUCUCAUCUGUUGGCACAUAUGUCAUCCACAACUCACCCACUAGAGUGUGAGCUCCAUGUGAACAGAGACCUGCUCCUUCACGUUCAUGGUGGUAUCCCUAGGGCCUAGGACAGAGCUUGGCACACAGUAGAUGCUCAAUAAAUGCUUAUUGAAUGAAUGAAUGGCUACUACUCCUCCUUCAAGCUCAGACACCUGUCCUCUGAGCAGCGGUCCCUAGUUCCUCCAUCUAAAAGGUAUGGCCUGCUCCUCCAUGUUGCUGUAGCGCUGGUCGCUUUCCACUCCUCUAUUAUGGCUGGGUUCAGGUCAGUCUCCCACGCUGAUGCUCCGAUUAACUACCCGCACAUAGUAUCUUUUGCACAGUGCCUGGCACGUAGUAGGCACUCAGAAUAUUUGUGGAAAGGAGGAGGACAUUCUAAAAAAAUUCUGUUUUUAAAAUUAUUAUAUAGUAUUGACUUGUAAAUAUAUAGUUCUAGGAAUUUUAACACAUGUAUAGAUUGGAAUAACCACCAUCACAUUCAGGACACGGGAAAGAUUUGUCACCCAAAACAACUCCUUCCUGCUAUUCCGUUAGAAUCCUGACUCCCUCCACGCCUAGCCCCUGGCAACCACACAUCUUUCUCUGUCACUACAGUUGGGUCCUUUCAAGAAUGCCAUUUAAAUGGAAUCACACUGUAGUGACCUUGGAGACCGGCUUCUUUCAUUCAGCAUAGUGCCUUCGAGAUUCAAUCAAGUAGGUUUUUUGUAUUGCUAAGGAGUAUUCAGUUGUAUGAUGUUGACAUACAUUUAGGCUGUUUCCAGUUUUUGGCAAUUAUGAAUAGAGCUGAUAUAAAAAUUUACAUAUAGGAUUGUGUAUGAAUAAAAGUUUUCACUUAUUUAAACACUCA
Messenger RNA from Callithrix jacchus (white-tufted-ear marmoset), 3626 nucleotides. It is a transcript of the gene CHRNB4, whose product is annotated as cholinergic receptor nicotinic beta 4 subunit. Gene Ontology annotation, cellular component: postsynaptic membrane. Gene Ontology annotation, molecular function: acetylcholine-gated monoatomic cation-selective channel activity; transmembrane signaling receptor activity. Lineage: Eukaryota; Metazoa; Chordata; Mammalia; Primates; Cebidae. Gene Ontology annotation, biological process: monoatomic ion transmembrane transport. The record is from RefSeq and is a predicted model, not a curated record.